Aspergillus uvarum CBS 121591 is the source of this 1815-nucleotide messenger RNA. Its product is annotated as putative extracelular serine carboxypeptidase. The transcript has a single exon. The record is from RefSeq and is a predicted model, not a curated record. Bases 1 to 1815 code for a protein of 604 amino acids. Gene Ontology annotation, biological process: proteolysis. Gene Ontology annotation, molecular function: dipeptidyl-peptidase activity; serine-type exopeptidase activity. Lineage: Eukaryota; Fungi; Ascomycota; Eurotiomycetes; Eurotiales; Aspergillaceae.
AUGAACCACGCCCGCCUCCUCAACCAAGAAUACACGCCGACGGCCCAGGAACAAUCACAAUUCCCAAUCCACAACCUCACCACCCCACUGAACCACUUCCCCACCUCCCCACGCUACCCACCCACGAACCUCACCUUCCCGCUGCGCUACAUCCUCGACACCACACACUACCAACCGGGGGGCCCGGUCUUCGUGAUCGCCGGCGGCGAGACCUCGGCGCUGAACCGCCUCCCCUUCCUGUCGCAGGGAAUCGUCCACGAACUCGCGCGCAUCUACCAGGGGGUUGCCCUGAUCGUCGAGCACCGGUACUACGGGACGAGCUACCCUGCCAGCCCCAACACCUCCUCCUCCUCCUCCUCCUCCUCCUCGUCUUCUUCCACCUCCCAGAACCACGACGAAACAAUCCCCCUCUCCACCCUCACCUACCUCACCACCGAACAAGCCCUCGCCGACUACGCCUACCUCGCCACCCACCUCCCUCCGAUCAUAUCAUCAUCAACAACAACAACAACAACAACAACAACAACAACCACCACCCCAGAAACCCCGGACCUCUCCCCCAAGACAACCCCCUGGAUCGCCUACGGCGGCUCCUACGCCGGCGCCUUCGUCGCCUUCCUCCGCCAAUCCUACCCGGAAACGUUCUGGGCCGCCAUCUCCAGCUCCGGCGUCACCGCCGCCGUCGAGGAUUACUGGCAGUACUACGAGCCGAUCCGCGUGCACGGUCCGCGGCGCUGUGUGGCGGCGCAGCAGGCGCUGAUCGCGUGGGUGGAUCGGGUGCUUCUCGCAUCCCAGGGUUCACACAGUCAUACGGAUCGUGCAACGGUGCUGAAGGAGGUGUUCGGGGGCAAUGCGCCCAACUUGACCGACCAGCACUUCGUGGCCGGGUUGGCGGAACCCUUGGGGCUGUGGCAGGAGCGGAACUGGGAGCCCGAGGUGGGGGAUCUCGGGUUUAGUUGGUUUUGUGGGAAUAUUACGGCCCCUACUGUGUUGGACACGGAGCUGGAAGAGGAGGUCGGGGGGAAGGUGAGGGGGCUGGUGGUUGAUGACAACGGGAAGGAGGGGGAGGCGUGGGUGACGGGGAUCGUGAAUUGGGUGGGGUUUGUGCGGCGGGAGGGGGUGUUCUCUUCUUCUUCUGAUGAGGGCUCUGGGGUUCUCGCUGGGGAGGGGGGAGGUGAGGACGACGGAGCAGGCGACGACAAACGCCUCCCCCGCACGGCCUCGACCAGCUGGAACUACCAGGUCUGCACGGAAUGGGGCUAUUUCAUGCCGGGCUCGACCGUCCCCUCGCACAUCCAGCCGCUCGUCUCGCGUCUCCUCACCCCCGGCUUCUGGGUCGACAUGUGCAAUGCCACCUACGGGAUCACCAGCCCGCCGGACACGGAGCGCAUCAAUCAGUACGGCGGGUUCGAGUUCUCGUAUCCCCGGGUCGCGCAUAUUGGCGGGUUGGCGGAUCCCUGGAAGGAGGCGACCCCCUUCGCGACGGGGUUGCCGGUUCGGAAUUCUUCGACGGAGGAGCCGAUGGUUUUGAUUCGCGUGCCGGCGGAGGAGGUGUACGAUGGGAUGGAGGGCGGGGUGCAUCACUGGGAUCAGAAUGGGGUCUUUGGGGCGGAGGAGCACUGGGAGGGGAAGAGGGUGGUGCCUCCCAAGGGCGUGCGCGAGGUCCAAGGCGAGGUGAUCGGGUUCGUCGGCGGGUGGUUGGGGGAGUGGCGGCAGGCACAGGGUCAGCUACAGUUACAGGACAAGCUGGAAGAUCUCCGCAAGGGCGACAUGCAGGCGAUCCUGACCCCCGAAGCACAUCAGAUUAUCCUCUAG